Molecule: messenger RNA, 1023 nt
Organism: Colletotrichum abscissum
Lineage: Eukaryota; Fungi; Ascomycota; Sordariomycetes; Glomerellales; Glomerellaceae
Product: short-chain dehydrogenase
Exons: 3
Coding region: 1-1023 (340 amino acids)
Cellular component (GO): intracellular anatomical structure
Molecular function (GO): oxidoreductase activity, acting on NAD(P)H, oxygen as acceptor
Source: RefSeq, a predicted model, not a curated record
AUGUCUCCCGCAGCUCUCGUUGAAGCCGGCAGCAACAUGUCACGGUACCUAACCCGCGUCCGACCACUCCGUCUCAUUGGACCUCAUCUGACCCCAAGGAAACUUCCCAGACUCGCAGUACAGCCCGUCGAAGCCCCCGUCGUGGCACCCGCGAACCCCCUCGUCGCGCAGGAGAGGAGCUUCAACUCGACCCCCAAGUCCCUCGGCCUCGGCGCCACGACCCCCCAGGUCGCUCGCGGCCUCCCCGAGUUCAGCCUCCAGGGCAAGGUCAUUGUCGUCUCUGGCGGCGCGCGCGGACUCGGUCUCACCCAGGCUGAGGCCCUCCUCGAAGCUGGCGCAAUAGUCCACGCCAUCGACCGCCUCCCUACCCCCGACCCCGACUUUGAAAAAGUCGCCCUCCGCGCCACCGCCGAGCUCGGCACCUCGCUCUCCUACCACCAGGUCGACGUCCGCGACGUCGCACAGCUCAACGACAUUGUCGAGGGCAUCGCCAACCAGCACGGCCGCAUGGACGGCCUCAUCGCCGCCGCGGGCAUCCAGCAGGAGACCCCCGCGCUCGAGUACAAGGCCGAGGACGUCGACCGCAUGAUGGGCGUCAACGUCACUGGUUCCUUCAUGACCGCCCAGGCCGUCGCGCGCCAGAUGGUUCGCCUCGGCACCGGCGGCAGCAUCGUCUUGAUUGCCAGCAUGAGCGGUACCGUUGCCAACAGGGGGUUGAUCUGCCCCGCAUACAACGCAUCCAAGGCCGCCGUCCUGCAGCUCGGUCGUAACCUGGCCGCCGAAUGGGGCGCCCACGGCAUCCGCGUCAACACCAUCUCACCCGGCUACAUCGUCACCGCCAUGGUCGAGGCGCUCUUCGUGGAGUACCCGGAGCGCAAGGUCGAGUGGCCCAAGCACAACAUGCUCAACAGGCUCAGCCAGCCUAGUGAGUACCGCGGUGCCGCCGUGUUCCUGCUCAGCGACGCUAGCAGCUUCAUGACGGGCAGCGACCUGCGCAUCGACGGCGGACACUGUGCCUGGUAA